AAAAGUAUCAGAAAACAAAAAGAAUCCAGAAGUUUCUUUCCGCAACACCCAAAUCAACACUCAUAAAUACAUACAAAUAUACGUUUCUUAACGCCCACGUCGUGAAUCACCACCCCUAUAUACAUCUUUCAAUUCACUCUCGUGAAAUCACUACUGCAAAACAGAAAGAGAAGAAAAUUUGAAGAAAACUGAAACUAAAUCAUGGAAUCAAACCCCGGAAGAGGAAUUUCAAGAGGAAUGCUUCCAUUACUAGCUCUCCACACCUUCGCCGAAUAUUACCGAUCCGACUCAAAACCUCCCGUCACCGCCGCCCUCAUCGCCGCCAACACUCUCAUCUAUCUCCGACCAAAUUUCCUCCGUCACCUCAUUCCUCCCAUCGAUCAAAUCUGGUUCAACCCUCACCUCAUCCUCAAGAACAAGGAUUUACAACGAUUCUUCUUAUCGCCGUUCUACCAUAUCAACGAUUCUCACCUCGUUUACAACAUGAUAUCUCUUCUCUGGAAAGGUAUUCAAUUGGAAAAUUCCAUGGGAAGUGUUGAGUUUGCUUCUACGGUUGCUUCUCUUCUCGCUUUAUCUCAGAGUAUAACCCUAAUUUUGUCCAAAUCGUUGUUUGUUUUCUUCGAUUAUGAAAGAUCUUACUUCAACGAAUAUUCUGUUGGUUUCUCCGGCGUUUUAUUUGCUAUGAAAGUAGUUCUCAAUUCGCUAUCGGAUGAUUACAGUAAUGUUUACGGUGUUUUGGUUCCGUCGCGUUACGCGGCUUGGGCUGAGUUGUUUCUGAUUCAAAUGUUUGUGCCAGGUGUGUCGUUUCUUGGUCAUCUUAGUGGUAUACUUGCAGGACUGGUUUAUGUGAGGUUGAGACGGAAUUAUUCUGGUUCGAAUCCGUUGAGUGUUGUUUUUAGGGGGUUUAGUUCUUUGUUGAAAUGGCCUGUGAGGUUUUUUGGGAAUUUGUUUGGGUUUAGGAGGGGACGGAUUUCUGGUAGGGGGACUGUUGGACGGUCGGGGAGGAAUGCGAAUGCGAGGUCUGCUCGGCCGGCUGUUGAUUGGAGAUGCCAUGCUUGUACUUAUGACAAUUCUGGUUUGUUGAGUGUUUGUGAGAUGUGUGGGACUAGCAGGGUUUCUUCUUCUUCGCAACGGGAUGGUCGGGAUUAUUAUGAUUCUGAUGGUCUUUCAAUGGAUGAACUGCGCCGCAGGAGAAUAGAAAGAUUUGGUAGGUGAUGGUGAAGGUAGAGUUGUAACAAUAAUACAACUGGAUGUAGAAAUUAGAUAGAUUUUACUUGGCUGGAUAUAUGUUUGUUAUGCAAUGUAACUAUGAGCUGAUUUUGCAAAGAGUUAUUAUGUUAAUCUAGUGAAUUACAUCUUUUAGUACA
This is a messenger RNA of Vicia villosa (hairy vetch), 1367 nucleotides long. RefSeq names its product rhomboid-like protein 14, mitochondrial. Bases 202 to 1215 code for a protein of 337 amino acids. Gene Ontology annotation, molecular function: serine-type endopeptidase activity. The transcript is spliced from 2 exons. Gene Ontology annotation, cellular component: membrane. The record is from RefSeq and is a predicted model, not a curated record. NCBI's taxonomy places the organism in Eukaryota, Viridiplantae, Streptophyta, Magnoliopsida, Fabales, Fabaceae.